Messenger RNA from Erinaceus europaeus (western European hedgehog), 819 nucleotides. It is a transcript of the gene SAR1A, whose product is annotated as secretion associated Ras related GTPase 1A. Lineage: Eukaryota; Metazoa; Chordata; Mammalia; Eulipotyphla; Erinaceidae. Gene Ontology annotation, molecular function: GTPase activity; GTP binding. Gene Ontology annotation, biological process: intracellular protein transport; vesicle organization; membrane organization. The record is from RefSeq and is a predicted model, not a curated record. The transcript has 8 exons. Gene Ontology annotation, cellular component: COPII vesicle coat; endoplasmic reticulum exit site. Bases 174 to 770 code for a protein of 198 amino acids.
AGCUGGAGGUCCGGGCUGGUGCUGGCUUCUGCUGUGAAGGAGGGUCGAAGUCGCCCGCUGCUGCUGGAGGAGCCCGUUGAGCCGGCAGAGAGAAAUUGAGAGGGGAGGGAGACACCUGCAGACCUGCUUCACCACUUGUGAAGCUUCUGCCCUGCAGGUGUUAAGCAUUAAUAAUGUCUUUCAUCUUUGAGUGGAUCUACAAUGGCUUCAGCAGUGUGCUCCAAUUCCUAGGACUCUACAAGAAAUCUGGAAAACUUGUGUUUUUGGGUUUGGACAAUGCCGGCAAAACCACACUUCUACAUAUGCUCAAAGAUGACAGAUUGGGCCAACAUGUUCCAACAUUACAUCCGACAUCAGAAGAACUGACGAUUGCUGGAAUGACUUUUACAACUUUUGAUCUUGGUGGGCAUGAGCAAGCACGUCGGGUUUGGAAAAAUUAUCUCCCGGCAAUUAAUGGGAUUGUCUUUCUGGUGGACUGUGCAGAUCAUCCUCGACUCCUGGAAUCCAAAGUAGAGCUUAAUGCUUUAAUGACUGAUGAAACAAUAUCCAAUGUGCCAAUCCUUAUCUUGGGUAACAAAAUUGACAGAACAGAUGCAAUCAGUGAAGAAAAACUCCGUGAGAUAUUUGGGCUUUAUGGACAGACAACAGGAAAGGGAAAUGUGACCCUGAAGGAGCUGAAUGCCCGCCCCAUGGAAGUGUUCAUGUGCAGUGUGCUCAAGAGGCAAGGGUACGGCGAGGGCUUCCGCUGGCUCUCCCAGUAUAUUGACUGAUGUUUGGACAGUGAAAAUAAAAGAGUUUUACUUCUCUGGACUGAUCCUA